AUGGUGAAUGUGACUCUAUGCCAGGGCUAUCCAUCCGCUCUAGAAGGUCUCACUCUGACGGAAGAAUGCCUUAUUGCAAAGUGCCAUCCUCUUGGUGUGGUUCUAAAACUGCGACCAGGGGGCCAUCUCUCACCUGUCAACUAUCACGCUCUACGGGGUCAUUUCAUUGUUAUUCCACAAGACCCGGGGCCACUAUUACAUAUCCUGCCAAGCCCGGAGUUAACGCUACAUAGCCUGAUCAAGGUGUUCUGGUUGGGUGCUCGACCCCCCAAAGAUUCGGACCUCAGUCUAUUCCUUCUUGUUCGCAAGGCAAAGGUUCUGGCUGCCUUACAAUACCUUGUUCGAUACAAUCCACUCUACCGUGAUCUCACUAUUAACCAGCCUAUGAUCGACGACUGGAGCGACGACUUCAUCCCACCAGAGCUAUGA
This is a messenger RNA of Aspergillus udagawae, 429 nucleotides long. RefSeq lists its product as uncharacterized. Lineage: Eukaryota; Fungi; Ascomycota; Eurotiomycetes; Eurotiales; Aspergillaceae. Bases 1 to 429 code for a protein of 142 amino acids. The transcript has a single exon. The record is from RefSeq and is a predicted model, not a curated record.